Messenger RNA from Microtus ochrogaster (prairie vole), 10358 nucleotides. RefSeq names its product protogenin (gene Prtg). The record is from RefSeq and is a predicted model, not a curated record. NCBI's taxonomy places the organism in Eukaryota, Metazoa, Chordata, Mammalia, Rodentia, Cricetidae. Gene Ontology annotation, biological process: cell-cell adhesion. Gene Ontology annotation, molecular function: protein binding.
AUGGCGCCUCCCGUGCGCCCGGGGAUGCCGCCCCUGCUGCUGCUGUUGCUGCUGUUGCUGCUGCUGCCGACGCUCGGCUGGGUUCCAGGAGUGUGGGGCUUUAGCGAACUGUUUUUCCUGAAAGAACCACAGGAUGUAACUGUCACGAGGAAAGACCCCGUCUUUCUAGAUUGUCAGGCUCACGGAGAGGGUCCCGUGAAGGUCACGUGGUUGAAAAAUGGAGCCAAACUGUCUGAAAAUAAACGGAUCCAGGUUCUAUCCAACGGCUCUUUGUACAUCCGUGAGGUGGAAGGCCGCCGAGGAGAGCAUUCGGAUGAAGGGUUUUAUCAGUGCUUGGCAGUGAACAAAUACGGGGCCAUCCUCAGUCAGAAAGCUCAUCUGACAUUGUCAACUAUUUCUGCGUUUGAAGUCCAUCCAGUUUCUACAGACGUCCACGAAGGGGGAGUUGCUAGAUUUUCUUGCAAGAUUUCAUCAAACCCCCCUGCAGUCAUUACGUGGGAGUUUAAUAGGACAGCCCUGCCUGUAACCAUGGACAGGGUGACUGCCCUGCCGUCAGGAGUGUUGCAGAUCUAUGAUGCUGGCCCGGAGGAUGCUGGGAAUUACCGCUGUGUUGCCACGACUAUAGCUCAUAAACGGAAAAGCAUGGAGGCCUCUCUAACCAUAAUUCCAGCUAAUGAAUCAAGAGCCUUCUAUAUGCCAACCAUUGUAGCCGGGCCGCAGAAUGUGACCGUGUCAUUACAUCAGACAGCUGUUCUAGAGUGUAUGGCCACAGGGUAUCCCAAACCCAUCAUUUCCUGGAGCCGGCUCGAUCACAAGUCCAUUGAUGUCUUUAACACCCGGGUCCUUGGAAAUGGCAACCUCAUAAUAUCCGAUGUCAAGCAGCAGCACACUGGGGUAUAUGUUUGCCGGGCCACCACCCCUGGCACACGCAACUUCACAGUUGCUAUGGCAACUUUAACUGUAUUAGCGCCUCCUUCAUUUGUUGAAUGGCCUGAAAGUUUAACAAGACCACGAGCUGGCACUGCACGGUUUGUGUGUCAGGCAGAGGGAACUCCCUCACCCAAAAUGUCCUGGUUGAAAAAUGGGAGACGGAUACAUUCUAACGGCCGAAUUAAAAUGUACAACAGCAAAUUGGUGAUUAACCAAAUUAUCCCAGAAGAUGAUGCUUUUUAUCAGUGCAUGGCCGAAAACAGCCAAGGAUCUGCUCUGUCUCGAGCCAGACUGACCGUGGUCAUGUCGGAAGACAGACCCAGCGCUCCGUACAAUGUCCAUGCUGAAACCAUGUCGAGCUCCGCCAUCCUUCUAGCUUGGGAGAGGCCGCUAUACAACUCAGACAAGGUCAUUGCCUACUCUGUGCACUACAUGAAGGCAGAAGGUUUAAAUAACGAGGAGUAUCAGGUGGUCCUUGGGAAUGACACAACUCAUUACAUCAUCGAUGACCUAGAACCCGCCAGCAACUACACUUUCUACAUCGUGGCGUACAUGCCAAUGGGAGCCAGCCAGAUGUCGGACCAUGUGACCCAGAACACUUUAGAAGAUGUGCCCCUGAGACCUCCCGAAAUUAGCUUGACGAGCCGAAGUCCCACCGACAUUGUCGUCUCCUGGCUGCCAAUCCCUGCCAAGUACCGGCGCGGCCAAGUGGUGCUGUAUCGGCUGUCCUUGCGCCUGAGCACUGAGAAUGCCAUCCAAGUUGUGGAACUCCCGGGGACUGUGCAUGAGCACCUCCUGGAAGGCCUGAAGCCUGAUAGCGUCUACCUGGUCCGGAUUACUGCUGCCACCCGCGUGGGGCUGGGAGAGUCGUCCGUGUGGACCUCACACAGGACGCCCAAAGCCACGAGUGUAAAAGCCCCUAAGUCUCCUGAGCUGCAUUUGGAACCCCUGAACUGCACUACCAUCUCCGUGAGGUGGCUGCGAGACCCCGAGGACCCAGCCGCCAUUCAGGGCUACAAGCUCUUUUAUAAAGAGGAAGGGCAGCAGGAGAAUGGACCUAUCUUCCUAGACACCGGUGACCUGCUCUAUACGCUCAGCGGCUUGGAUCCCAGAAGAAAAUACCACGUGAGGCUGCUGGCUUACAACCACAUGGAAGAUGGCUACCAGGCUGACCAGACAGUCAGCACUCCCGGAUGUGUGUCUGUUCGCGACCGCAUGGUCCCUCCGCCGCCGCCACCCCACCAUCUCUAUGCGAAGGCUAACACCUCUUCUUCCAUCUUCCUGCACUGGAGGAGGCCUGCCUUCACCACGGCCCAAGUCAUUAACUACACCAUCCGCUGUAACCCUGUCGGCCUGCAGAACGCCUCUCUGGUUCUCUACCUGCAAACGUCAGAGACCCACAUGCUGGUUCAGGGACUGGAACCAAACACCAAGUAUGAAUUUGCUGUCCGGCUGCAUGUGGAUCAGAGCUCCAGUCCCUGGAGCCCCGUGGUCUACCAUUCCACACUCCCAGAAGCACCCACGGGCCCCCCAGUGGGGGUGAAAGUGACACUCAUAGAAGAUGACACUGCCCUUGUUUCCUGGAAACCCCCAGAUGGCCCAGAGACAGUUGUGACACGCUACACCAUCUUGUACGCUUCCAGGAAGGCCUGGAUUGCAGGCGAGUGGCAGGUCCUGCACCGAGAAGGGGCAAUAACCAUGGCUCUGCUGGAAAACCUGGUGGCAGGAAACGUGUACAUUGUCAAGAUAUCUGCAUCCAAUGAGGUGGGGGAAGGGCCCUUCUCGAAUUCCGUGGAGCUGGUUGUCCUUCCCAAGGACACGUCAGCAGCGAACCAGAGGCCCAAGCAUUUGGAUUCUUCUGAUGCCAAAGUUUAUGCAGGUUAUUACCAUCUGGACCAGAAGUCAAUGACGGGUAUCGCAGUAGGCGUUGGCAUAGCCUUGACCUGCAUCCUUAUCUGCGUUCUCAUCUUGAUCUACCGAAGCAAAGCCAGGAAGUCAUCUGCCUCCAAGACAACACAGAAUGGAACCCAGCCCUUAUCCCGAGCCAGCGCCUCUGUAGCCGCGGGGAGUGACGUGGGGAAGAACCUGGAGAGAGCUUCAGAGAAUGAAGAGUCUCUGGUACCCAUGAUGCCGAGCAGCUUCAUUGAUGCGAAGGGAGGAACUGACCUGAUCAUCAACAGCUAUGGUCCUAUAGUUAAAAACAACACCAAGAAAAAGUGGCUUUUUUUCCAAGACAAUAAGAAAAUGAAAGUUGAGCAGACUCCAAGAAGAUUCACCCAGCCCGUGUGCUUUUACCAGCCAGGCACCACUGUGCUGAUCAGCGAGGAAGACUCCCCCAGCUCCCCAGGCCAGACCACCAGCUUCCCAAGACCCUUUGGGGCUGCCCUUGAUGCUGAGCAUUCGGCCAACAGUGAAGGCAGCCACGAGACGGGGGAUUCUGGAAGGUUCUCCCACGAGUCCAAUGAUGAGAUCCACCUGUCCUCGGUCAUCAGUGGCACACCCCCCACCUCGAAUUCUCUCGCCGGUGGCGAUUCUGAUGGAGAUGGUGCCGUGAAGAAGCACGGAGACCCUGCAGAGCCUUUGCCAGCCGAGCAGACCUCCUCCUGGGCCCCACAGCCACCAGAGUCCGUGGGGCCGUGCUUUGCAGCCAAGGGGUUUCCCAUCUAGACAGCUAUGCUCAGGGAUUCACAACAAGCGUCUGUUCGAAGGACAAUGAACAGGGAGCCAAAGCCUUUUGUGAAAAUCUUGAUGUCUUACUGUUUAUUGUUUUUUUUUCAUCUUUUAAAAAUAUUUUUUAAUUAUUUUUAAGCGCACGAAUUUUGAAUGUUUCAAUUGUCAACAAUGUGAAAAAGGGCAGUCAGGAUGCUUGACUGGGUUCUAAGAUGUAUCACUGGAGCGGAGGGAAGACUGCCCGAGCCCUCUGCUGAAUAGCUACCUCAGUUUGCUUUGGCGGACUCUGAAGAACUGUGCUGCCUCCUCCUGGGCUGGCUUCUCGCAGCGGCGUAGCCAGCAGGACUUCCUAGUGAUGCCACCGUGUGUCCGUUGUGUGUGUGAUGUGUGUGACUGAGGAGUCUGAUGGCAAGAAGAGGAAGAAUGUUGAUCUGAAGCUCUGGUUUUUUUCUUUUUUCUUUUUCUUUUUUUUUCUUUUAGAGCUGUAACAUCUGCAUGAUUUGGAUAAUGUUGUGAUCUCUGGCUGUGAGGAGAAAAUAUGGGACUAUAUUUAUUUGAAUGGAUGAAACAAAGAUGUCUCCUUGGAGAAGCAAACCAUUCCGUAGCACAUAGGGAUCAUUUCCUUGCCAGGCUGUUGGGAUUGGAGUGCCAGAGCAGGAAUCCUUCGCUCCAGCCCACACCAGCCUGCCUUCAGCCACCUUCUCUUUGGCCCCACAGUUGGUCAAGGCCUGCGCUGUCUCUUUUGCAGAACAACUUCAGAGUUUCUGAGCUAGCUGCAAAACACAAUGUAGAAAAGUGGUUUUUUUUUUUUUUUUUUUUUUGGAAUGGUUCAGCCGGGCGGUGGUGGCGCACGCCUUUAAUCCCAGCACUCGGGAGGCUGAGGCAGGCGGAUCUCUGUGAGUUCGAGGCCAGCCUGGUCUACAAGAGCUAGUUCCAGGACAGGCUCCAAAAGCUACAGAGAAACCCAGUCUCAAAAAAAAAAAAAGUCCCAGUUUGGCUUCAAAUGGGGCAAAGAAAUGUCAUGAAGUACUGAGAAUGAAGAUACACGAAGCAGUAGAAAAUAAGAUGAACUUGAGGUUUUUAUAAUAGCAGUGCCUUCCAGGAUAUUAUUAUGAAAAAUUUUGCCUUAUACCUUUUUAAUAUUCAUGAAGAUGUUUAGGAAAAAGGGUACCAAAAAUUUGCCUUAACAAAACUUGGCUCUCACUGAUAGCUCUAACGUUAUCUGGCACCUUGUUAGCAUUGUUCUCCUUUGGAAGCGCAGGUUGGCCCCCGGGGAUGUUGUACCGCACCAACCCGGUGACCUCUUGGCUUACUGUCUCACUAACUCCAGGAGUGAGUUCAUCCUCUCCCUGGUUUGAAGUCAGCAAGCCCUUAGAGCAGGCCUUCUCAGCCACGAGGAACAACUCCUGUGCUGAGCCUCAUGGGAGGGAGAGAAAAAAGAGAUGCCUGAAAGAGAGGCGUGUCCUUAGCCUUUCAGAAUCAUGGGGUUCACCCUCCCCCAUGUUUUUGGAAAUGGAUUCUGAGUUUUAUUUUCAAAGAAGGCCCCUCUGUGGGUUUUCCCCUUGAAACCCUCCCGGCACAGAUGGGACAGGUCCUACCAAAUGGAGCCCUAAAGUCAAGGGACCGGCUGGAUAAUCACCACGCUCUCGACUCCCUUGAUGGCCCUGCCGUGUGAUUCUAAGGUUUGUGCCAAAUCGGGCAUGCUUAGAACCCAACCCACGGCUGCCACUUCUGAGCGUAGUCCUGUCCUUUUCACUGUGGGCUUUUUAGGCAAAAUGGGAAAAGAAAAAAAAAGAGAAAGAAAAAAAAAAAAGCAGAGCUUUAGGUAAAUGAUGGGAGGCUAGAAAAAGGGCUUCCCGUGCCUUCGUACUCCUGUUUAUACUACCUCUCUUUAAAGUUAUUCUAGUGUUAUUGUUCUUUCCUGUACUCAGGGAAUUUUGUUGUGUUUUGUUUUUGUUUCUCUUGAGCUCAUGACGCAUGGGCGGGCGCACUGACAGGGUAUGGUGUUGUUUGGUUCGUAGUUAAGUAUGUGGGCCAACGUCUAUCAGUAUCUGAAAUGAAGAGUAUGAUGGGAGCGGUUGUUUUCAAUCUCCAAAAGCAAACAAAAUGUCAAGGUGACGCUUCAGGUUGAGGGCCGUGUGCAUUUGAACUGUGUUCUCUGCCUGGGUCCUCUGAAAGGGUCCGAGGGGAUGCUGUCCCAAAAGAACGGGCCCUGUGUUUUGAUGAAUCGGCCCUUAGUUACAGUAGACUUUUAGCUUAUAGCUAUUUGCUAGUUCAUUUUUUAGGCUUUUCAUUUUAUUGUUAUGCAGACUUUUCUGUCACAAUCCUGUUACCAAAGAAUUUCCAGUAGAAAAAUGAAAUUUCUAUUAUAAUUACCCUAAAUCCAAUUCACUAGAAACAGCUAUAAAUAGCCUCAAUUUCAAGUAAUUUCUAACCCUAAACUGUAGGGUUUAUAUUGAUAGUUACAGAUAAUUAGACUAGUGAUAUUAACUACCUUACUGUCUCCAGAGUGUUUAAAAGUAAGUUGUAAUUUCCUUGCCAACAGAUGGUUACAAAGUAUUUCGACUGUAGCUUUUUUUCCUUCAGCAAGCGAAGAAAUCUUUAACUCUAUAGUAUUAAUGUAUUUUCAAAUUUUUGAAAUUGCUUGUUGGAGGGAAAAAAACCAAAUCUUAUCACUAAGAAUAAAUAUUUUGAUCUUGUGGAAUAAGGUAUUUAAUGUUAAACGGAGGCUUUUGGCUUGGUGAAAGCAAGCUUCUGUGAAGUCUGAAGUACGAAAUUCUAACUAAAAUAUUAAGGUUAUCAUUUCUUUCUUAUGGUACCAUUACUUCAUCAUAUUUCAACUCUAGAUAGGCUGGUAUGCAAAUUGGUAACUUUCAUUUUCUAAAGACAUAUUUGCUAGAAGUACUGAUAACCUGCCUGUCAUUUUUAAUGUCAGAUAUUACAAUAUACUGCUCAUCAGUAUUUUCAUACCAAAGACUAUUAAAAUAUAUCAUUUAACCUGUAAGUAAAGAUGAGCAGAUCUAAAAUAAAUUUAUUUAGAAGCAGAUAGGGAAUCUAGCUUUAGUGGCAAAAAGAAAAGACGAAAAGCUAAGUUUACAUAGUUAAAGGCAAUACAGUUAUAUUGGUAUUUAUCAGUGUUUUUAUUCGAGUACUUUAUAUCAGCAAAUUAAAAAGAAAUUAAAAACCAAAGAUAUUUAAGGUUACCUCCGAAUAUAGAGAAAUUUAGCUGUACAUUGAACUCUUAUUUGUUGUUUUUUAUGUUAAUGAAGCAUCUCUCCAGACCCUCUCCUCUGUGUCCAGAUUUUCAGUGAAAUCCACUGGUUUAUUCAUGGGGAUAUUUUUGAUAAAAUGGUGCUGUGCUUCUUCCAUAAGGCCCCGUGAGUGUGUGACGGUCACCAGCUAGAACAUCAGGCUCCUCUGUCCCUGGGUACAUGGGAGCCCCUAAAUCCUCCGUAUAGUCUGCAUUCCUAUAUAAAGUCAUUCUCUGGUUAUUCAGGCAGCUGGAGGAAGGCAAAUGUUUGGGUGGGCGGCGCUUUGAGUUAAAAUGGGGUUCCUAAAUUACAAGGUUUUCAUUGCACCAAAGGAUCUGAGCUUAAUCUCGAAUGGAAAUCUGGGUGAAGAGAAUGACUUUUUUUAAUGUAGAAUCUAAAUAAAAAAGACGUAUUUAUCUAUUAAAUGAUGUUUUGAAAAGUACCAAGAGUUUAGAUGCUGGUGACAUGUUACAGGCUUUCUUGCCAUCACCUCAAACACAAGCCCCGCCAGCAACACAGCAGUGACUGUGUGUGCAGCAUGUCUGUGCUUUCUGGAGGGCGUCUGAAAAAAAAAAUUUUUUAAAGGCUCAUGGCUGACGACUCAGGAGCACUGCUGAAGUCCUUAGGAGGACACCAUUGGAAAGAGUUCUUUGUGUCCUCAAAAGCGAGCAUGGCAGCAUGGUGCAUUCCUUUGAUCAAUCGCAGUAGGCAGAUACCUGAGGUCCAGUCCUGCCUGCUGUACAUAGCGAAACAAGGCGAGGGGGUGCCAUUCCAGGAAACGUUACCGCCCGUGAGUCGGUCAGUGACUGUUGCGACCGAUUCGCUUCUGUACACUUGCAUAGCAGAUGUCCGUUUCGAAUACCAGAUGUGGGGGGACAAAAGUUUGAACUGUAUUGUCAAAAGCUGUCGUUUUUCUGAGGCCAACCAUGUGUUUUGCAUAUUUCCUGCCUGAACAUUUACUACAUGCGUCUCUGAUAAAACUGCUUUGGUUGAAGUCAAAAAUCACCCCUGCUAUCUGUGAGCGCAGAGCGGCGGGUUCUGGAGACCGCCAUGCACAGCCGUUCAUCUGAUUGUGGAUUUUAUUGAUGUUUAGAAGGCAGCCGUAGGUUCUGUGCUGGGUUGCUUAUGCUCAGGAUGUGAAUUCCCAGGCUAAUGCAAUGUGUGUGUUACCGGCUUUUCUACCAGGUGGGUUCUGUGCCGCUUUCCCGGCAAACCAUCACCAAUUUAGUGUCUGCAAGCAGCAGCGCCUAAGUAUCUUACAACUCUGCGGGUCUGAACUCUUUUCCUUUUUAAGGAAGUUUUUUUGCUCUGAAAUUCUGCCAUCCUGGAACUUGCUAUGGAAACCAGACUGGCUUUGAACUGGUGGUACUCCUCCUGCCUCAUACUCCCAAGAUGACAGGUAUGGGCCAUCGGCCCAGCUAUAGGAUAAGAUGAAGCUGCCAAGGGGGCUGCCUUCCCCCUGGGAGCCGAGAGAAGAAGCCGGUCCCUUGUCUUCAGCUUUUAAAGACUGUGAACUCAUUUUUCUUCAAAACCAGCAACAUAGCCCCUCUCCUUCUCUUUUUCUGACCCCAAGAAAGAAAGAUUCUUUGGUUCUGAGUAUUCAUUUGGUUAGAUUAUUCUGGCCUUCUUCAUCCAAGAUGAUGUCCUUAGUUUCUUCUGUCAUGUAUUGUAGGAUUCUCACAGGUUCUGAGGGUUCCUCUGUAGACUUCUGAGUGGUCUUUGUUUUCCUACUACAGAUCCGUCAAUUCUGCGGAAUUCCUCUCAGAAGCUUGGUACUAGGUUUUCAAGCAAAUCUGAUGUUCCCUUUCCCCUGGAAGCACCUUUAAAAUGUCAAAGACUGGAAAAAUAGGCCCUGUAGUUUGUUCAAAGUGCAUUAAAAUCUGUCUCUAAAACCCCUUCAAAGCCAAUUCAACUUUUUUUCUUUUACUUUUUUUCUUUUAAGUGGGGGAUUUGAGGCAGGGUUUCUCUGUGUAGCCCUGGUUGUCCUGGUACUCGUUCUGCAGACCAGGCUGGCCUCAACUCAGAGAUUCACCCGCCUCUACCUCCCAAAUGCUGGGACUAAAGGCAUAUGCUACCGUCACCUGGCUCCUCACUCCACUCCAGAUCUUAUCUAUGUUUUCAGAGGGGGGAAAAAUCUCUUAAAUAUUUGCCUCCAACUAUGUUGGAUUCAUCAGAAAGUUUUGGAAACCUUUUUUCUCUCUUCAAAUGAUAAUGCUGGAGCGGGGCUGAGGAAGGGAUCCUAGAUAGAUGAGCAAGACGGCAGAAUCACCCUUUGCCUUGCAGCCUGGUUUCUGCCUUCAUUUAAACAGUGACGGAUGUUCCACCUUCUAAUUGGUCAGCUCUGAAGCUUCCCGUGGCCCUUGCCUGGCCUCACUCCGUCAGCACGUGUAGUUCCUAGGAUGCGCUGAACUUUUCCACCUGCUUCAUCUUCUAGUUGUUCUUUUCCUGGAUGUUUUAGACCCCAAAGCUCUAGUUCGUUCUAAUGUCUGAUUAUCUCAAGCUGGCCUCCUUUCAGUUUUGAAGGAUGACUUCGAAUUCUACCCUGACUGAUAUUCGGGAUUUCUUUAGCAGAGAGAGAAAGCUGUUUCCAUUCACAGGAUGCUAGCCAGGAGGAGAUGCUCAAUGCGGAAAAGCUAAGUGUCUUGAACACAGCCUCUGAGCGCUGAGAUUAAAGGUGUACCAUCCUCCCAACCUCAUCUUCAUUUCUAACAAAUGCACUCUUUCCUUGUUCACAUCAGCCAGCUUCGCUCCAUCGAUGGCCUGCAAAGUUUUACAGGUUUCCUCAAGUUUCUGAUAAAUACAUUCUUGACUUAAACCUUUAGAAACAAUGUUUCUUUUCCUACUGAACUCUCUUUAAAAAAACAAAACAAAAACAAAGCUACUCUUCCUGCUGUCAUAGAGUUUCUUAUUUGCCACAUUCUGUGUUAUCUGUUCCAUUCCCAGACUAAAACCCUUUCCUGGUGGUAAGCCUGAACACAGACAUUGCCUUAGCCCCUCGCUAGAGUGUAGGACAGGUGUUAAGAAAAUCUGUCUGUCUGUUACUGUCAUUGAACAAAAGUUGAUGUCUGUACGUGUAGGAUUUUUUUUUCUAUUUCAAAGAUGUGAAUUUAAUGAAGUGUGGGAGCCAGUUAAGUUAUUUUCUGUAGUAGGUGUUCUGGGUCCUGCCACUCUCUGCUUCCUUGUAAGGGCAGCAUUUGCCAGCUUCAGCGUGGACUGUGGGGCUGAGCUACAUUCGAUUUCUACUUGACUCAGGGGACCAGCUCAGCAGACUCCAUUGCGUGAAGAUGGUGAAUGUUUGUCUUGAUUUUUGAAUGUAUUUUUUAAAACGUCUUCUUAAAACAUAUGUUGUUUAACGAUGUGGGUUUGUUUUCUGUUCCUAGCAUGAUAGCAAAUAUUUCCUAGUAUCCGUCCACUACCCCGUGUGGUUUGUAUUCUGCCCUACAGGUCAUGCCAAAAAGUGAAUGAAAGUUUAAAUGCCAAAAUGUUUAUGAAAACUGCUGUCUACAU